Molecule: messenger RNA, 3589 nt
Organism: Electrophorus electricus (electric eel)
Lineage: Eukaryota; Metazoa; Chordata; Actinopteri; Gymnotiformes; Gymnotidae
Gene: zmat1
Product: zinc finger matrin-type 1
Molecular function (GO): nucleic acid binding; zinc ion binding
Source: RefSeq, a predicted model, not a curated record
GUCAGGCGUUUAGAGACGCUCAGGCUUAGCGAUGGGGUCGUAGGCGCAUUUUUUUUUCUCGGUCGUCCGUUUCGAGAUCAAAAACCAUGUCCGUGUUGGGGGCCAGUGUGUCUUGUGUUCCGCAAGAUGCCGAACAUAACGACACGGUUAACUCAGACUCGGCCUCUGUGCUAGACGCCGACACAGUGCAAAACACUAACACCCAUAAAUGUCGUGUCGAAGUUGAAACCCUAAAUGACAAUGAGCUUCUUAAAGGCCUUCUGACGGACACCUUCUGUCAGGUGUGUGACGCAGUAUUGCUGUUUGAGUCUCAGAGAGUCUCUCACUAUGAGGGAAAGAAACAUGCUCAAAGAGUCAGAAUCUACCUGCAGACCAAGAAGGCUGAAAGAAACAAGCCGAGGCAGGAAAUUGGAAUCUUUAGGAGCGAUAAUGUGGGUCCAGAUAAAUUCUGUGAGCUGUGUAACAUGGUGUUCAGCUCCUGCAUGGUUGCCAGGUCUCACUACAAGGGUAAAGUCCAUGCUAAGAACAUGAGGAAAAGCAACAUGGCUCCUUCUGUAGAUGUCAGAAGUGCAGUGGGGUCUCCAUAUCUCCCUGUUCCCACCGGGCAUGGGGCAUUGAGUGAGAUGGUCCAGGACCAGAAGGAGAACACUGUCUCAACCCCUCAGUGGGUGGACUUGGACAACCCAGACAAGUAUUGCAAGCUGUGCACAGCCUCGUUCAACAACCCCCUAAUAGCCCAGCAGCACUACAGCGGACGCAAGCACCAGCGCAACCAGGCCCGGCAGGAGCUUCUGUGCAAGCUUGGGGAGGAGUCUGAGCAUGUGCACUCCCUAACAUGUCCAGUGUGCUGUGUGACUCUCAGCUCCAUAGAAACAUACCAGGCGCACAUGCAGGGCAACAAGCACCACCUAAAAGAAAAGAAGAUAGCUGGUUUAUGCAAAUCCCAGAAGAAAGUAUAUGACUCCUUCCAGGAUGAGUUGGCUGACUACAUCCAGGUCCAGAGAGCUCGAGGACUGGAGCCCAAAACAGGGCAGGGUCCUGAAGGGCCAGAGCACAGGACAGCAGAGGAGGAAGCUGAAGACACUGCACAGGAUGGGGAGGUGGCCUGCCCCUCUGCUGCUCCUCCUAGCCUCCACAAGCCUCAAUGGCUCCCGCCAUUUCAACCUCGAAUCACCCAAUUCGACUUCAGAGGGAGAUUUCCCAUGCAAAAGGAGUGGAAUCAGGGCUACCCUUUCCUCUCACCACCACUACUCAUUUCUGGUCUUACAGGUAGGUCAUUACAUAGGGGGAGGAGCCCCGACUCAUCUAGCACCACCUCAUUCUCCAGCUCCUCCUCCUCCUCCUCCUACACCAGCAGCAGUGGGAGUAGCAGUAUAAGCAGCAGUGAGGAUGGUGGAGAGAGGAGGAGACGCAGGAGAAAGAGACGAGACGGAGCAAGGGGUAGGAGAGAGCAGGACGAUGACUCCGUGAAGGACACAGAGAGAAGGCAUAGCACGAGGAGGAGUAGAAAUGAAGCAGAAGAGGAACAAGGCCACGCAAGGCAAGGGAGGAGACAGAGGAGAAUGAGCUUUGAGGAGGAGCAAAGAGAGCAGGGAGUGGGUGGGGAGAGAAGGAAAUGGAAAGAGAAAAGGCCCAGAGGAAGAGUGCCCCAUGACAGUGAGGAUUAUGGUAGAAAUAGAAGAACCGGCCAGAAGAAUAAGAGACACACAGAAGGCCCCUACGGAAAGAGAUGGAGAGGGGAGGGCGAGGAACAGUGGAGCAAAGCGUCUGUUGAAGAAAGAGGAGAGGGGGGAGAGCCGGCCAUGAUGGAGGGUACCCUAGGGGACAGACCUGGACCUGCAGAUGAGAGAGCAAAAUGCAAACGAGAGAAGAAGAAGAAGCUGAAGGAGAAGAUGGACAAAGGGGACACAAGGACCGAAGAGGAGAAGCUCUGGGAUGAAACCAUACUGGGAUUAUUCUGACAUUUUCACAUCUGGGAGGCUGAUGAAUCCUGUGGUUUUAUGCAUGGAAGACAAAAGUGCUGGACUUAAAGCCAGAGCAUCUCCCCCACUGGCACACAGCAAGGAUUCCUGGAAAAAAGGUGACGCAGACGGAUCCGCCUGACUUGUUCUGUGUUAGUGUGGUAGAGCUGGCUGAACUGUCCUCUGCCAGUUGACAUUUCUGCUUUACACAGAGGAAACCAGCACAUAAAAACUGUUUUUUUUUUUUCAGGUAUUCUUCAAAACUACACUGGUUUUGCAGAACAGUAACCAGAAUAUUCUUUUGCUAUGUGGUCUAGAUGUGUGAUCUGCUACUACUGACCAUAAAUCUAUUUGCACUAACCAUGUUGAUCUUCAAACUAAGCGAAUGUAUCAUCUCAUACUGUACUCUCAAAUUAAAUAAAUACAAUUUACUAUUUAUUACAGUUUACAUUUAAUAAAGUAAGUAAAAUAAUUUUCUAAAUUACUAAUCCUAGCACAAGCUAACAACCUACUUUUAAGAUAUAAACUAUUGGUGUUUACCACAUAAAAACUAGUAAUGGAAAUCUGGAGGAAAAAAAAGACUAAAUGUUAUUAGGAAAAAGAGUAAAGUUGUGAAUAAAGAUGAAUGACAGAUGGUAGAGGAAAUGAAUUAAUUCCCAAUUUUACUUUCAGCUUUUGAAAAUUGUUAUUACUUAAAAAAAAAAACUGCACCAGUGAAAACCGCUGAAAUGCCAUUCUGUGUCACUAAGUCACCCAAGCUAAUGAAAUGAAAGGGAGACUAUUGUCUAGCCUAAGCUCUACACCAUCGAUGCCAUCAAUAUGUUGAUUCGCUAUGUCUUAUUCUGUUUGCUAGCUUUGCUGUUAGCUGGUACUUAGCCUUUCACAUGGUCUUGCCUGGAAAAGCAGUUGCCAAACCAAACAUGCUAACACAGCCGACAACAAAUUAGGAGCUAAUUAGUGUGCUAUCCUUUUAUUUAUUUAUUUCUAUUUGUUUAUUUUUGCCAAUAUUUCUGACCUGUUCCUUUAAUGGCAGUACAAUCAUUCCAAGCUGACUCAGGGAGGCGCUGUUUUGUUUCAAAUGUAUUUCCUCCGCAUCAUGUUGAGGGCAAAGCCAGUGGUGGCAGGUGGUGUUGCGAUUUUGCCAUGUUACAGAUCCACCAGCCACUCUGAACCAUUAUUGCAUGGUAUGAUGUAAAUGAGUCUUUGUCCAAGAUUCCUGUGUCUUAUCAGUACUCAUAAUUUGUGUUGGUUUGAACUGUAUUGUAAACAUGAAACUCAAACAUAUAUGCUGUCAUGAUGUCACAUACAUGUGUGUGCCUAAAUGUUUUGGGUUGGGUUUUUUUUGUUGUUUGUUUUUUUUGGGUUUUUUUUUGUCAAGACAGGUGCAUUUUGGGGCAAAUGAGGACGCUUGGCUUUCAUCACUUCAAACUGGUUGAUCUUUUUUUAGGUUAGAGCUUAUUUGUCCCCUGUGCAAGCAUGAGGUAUUGAAAAUAUAUUACUUCUCAGAGCCAAAACAGCUCGCACAAAUAUACAGUUAAAUAUACAGGUGUCACUGCUUAUUGUGACUGCAUUAUUUGUUACGUACCCACACAUUUUAUACCCUUGGUUGAUAAUACAUCUCUUUCACA